Molecule: messenger RNA, 2618 nt
Organism: Dunckerocampus dactyliophorus (ringed pipefish)
Lineage: Eukaryota; Metazoa; Chordata; Actinopteri; Syngnathiformes; Syngnathidae
Gene: wdr1
Product: WD repeat domain 1
Exons: 15
Coding region: 150-1970 (606 amino acids)
Biological process (GO): actin filament depolymerization; locomotion; positive regulation of actin filament depolymerization
Cellular component (GO): cortical actin cytoskeleton
Molecular function (GO): actin filament binding
Source: RefSeq, a predicted model, not a curated record
GUUUACCAUAUAUGGACAAAGCCAAGCCGAGUGGCAGCUCUACCUGCUUCCGUGUUUGCACGACCCGGGAGCGCUCAGCUGGGGAGCCGCUGUCUCAACAAUUUCGUUCAAUUCUACGUGAAACGCUAAGCAACUGACCAACUGCAACAAUGCCGCAUGAGCUGAAAUAUGUGUUUGCCAGUCUCCCCCAAAUGGAAAGGGGAGUUUCCAAAGUGAUUGGUGGCGAUCCCAAAGGCAACAACUUCCUCUAUACCAACGGAAAGUGUGUCAUCAUCAGGAACAUCAAUAACCCUGCCAUAGCAGAUAUUUACACCGAACACGCCCAUGCGGUUACCGUUGCCAAGUAUGCUCCCAGUGGAUUCUACAUUGCAUCUGGAGAUGUAUCAGGAAAGAUUCGUAUCUGGGACACCACCCAGAAAGAGCAUCUACUCAAGUAUGAAUACACUCCAAUCUCGGGCAUGGUUAAAGACAUUGCUUGGACAGAGGACAGCAAGAGGAUGGCUGUUGUUGGAGACGGACGAGAAAAGUAUGGGGCAGUGUUCCUGUGGGACACUGGAGCUUCAGUGGGAGACGUAUCUGGCCACUCCAAAUUUAUCAACAGCGUAGAUAUUCGCCCGAAACGGCCCUACCGGCUGGCCACUGGCAGCGAUGACACCACUGGUUCUUUCUAUGAGGGGCCUCCCUUCAGGUUUAAGUUCACACUACGUGAUCACCGCCAGUUUGUCAACUGUGUUCGUUUCUCUCCUGAUGGAAGUCGCUUUGCCACGGCUGGGGCUGACGGCCAGAUUUUUGUCUAUGAUGGAGGCAAUGGUGAGCGUGUCAGCUCCCUUGGAGAGGAAAAGGCUCACAAAGGAGGAGUCUAUGCUCUAAGCUGGAGCCCGGACAGCUCCCAGCUGAUUUCUGCCUCAGGGGACAAAACUGUCAAGCUCUGGGACGUUGGUGCAGGUACUGCGGUCACCACCUUCAACAUGGGCACGGAUGUAAUGGACCAGCAGCUGGGCUGUCUGUGGCAGAACGAACACCUCCUCAGCAUCUCCCUGUCAGGCUACAUUAACUACUUGGACAAGAACAACCCUAAUCGGCCCAUACGCACCAUCAAGGGCCACAGCAAAUCCAUCCAGUGUGUUACAGUUCACAGAUGUGGUGGACGACCAUACAUCUACUCUGGGAGUCAUGAUGGACACAUCAAUUACUGGGAUGCAGAAACUGGUGAGAACGAUUGUUUCUCAGGGAAGGGCCACAGCAACCAGGUGAGCCAAAUGGUGGUCAAUGACGCUGAAGAGCUGGCGACGUGCAGCAUGGAUGACACUGCGCGCUACACAAACGUCAACAAGAAAGAUUACAGCGUCUCUGAUGUCGUGAAAAUGGAUUUCCAGCCUAAAAGCAUCUCGGCAGCAGCAGGAGGCCUGUCACUGGUUGUCUGCAUUGGGCAGGUCGUCUUAAUGAAGGAUAAACGAAAAGUCUUCACACUAGAUAACCUUGGCUAUGAACCUGAAGUUGGAGCUCUCAACCCUACAGGCAGCACUGCUGCCGUUGGAGGAGCAGAUGGUACAAUUCGUCUGUACUCGGUCCAGAGCAACACUCUGAAGGAUGAGGGUCAAACCAUGCAGGUUAAAGGGGCAGUCACAGACAUGGCUUACUCUAAUGACGGAGCCUAUUUGGCUGUCAUCGAUGACAAGAAAGUGGCCACAGCCUUUAGUGUGGCGGAUGGCUACUCGGUCAAAAAUGAGUUUUAUGGACACCAUGCAAAACCAGUGACCUUGGCGUGGUCCCCCGAUAAUGAGCACUUUGCAACUGGUGGGAUGGACAUGAUGGUUUAUAUCUGGACUGUUAGUGAUGCAGACCAGCGGAUGAAGCUAUCAGACUGUCACAGGUUGCACCAUGUUAGCGGCCUGGCCUGGACCGACGAGAAUACUCUGGUCACCACCUCCCAUGAUGCCAGCAUCAAGCAGUGGACUAUUACGUACUAAGCAGCAGGCGGACAAACAUCUCCAGGGACAAGGACUACUGUAUACUUCAACCUUUUUUUUUGUCACUAAAUCGAAAUGGUGUUUUUUGGUGUCUGUAAACAUCUGAAUUGUAAACGGUUGUGGUAAAAAGGAAAAAAAAAAUUGUAAAUGAAAACAAUCAAAGAAUUGUCUAUCUGGAAAUAAGCGCAAAAUGCAGAGAGUGAAUUUUACAUCUCCUUGAGCGUUAUGGACCCGGCUCAACAUUCCAAAAGUGAUAGCACUUGUCUGGGUUUGGGUUCACUGCACCCUAACUUGAGGGAUAAACCGAAAGUGUUGUUUUAACAUAAUAGACAUUUCAUCUUUUGGUUACAUUCCUGAUAUGCAAAGUCCUCAGCAUGGUUGCCUGCCAUGUUUUCCUUUUGAAAGGGUUGGGGGUGCAGCUUUUUGCUUUCUAGGGUCACCGCACCAUUCAUAGCACUUCCUCUCGGACUGGGAACUGAAAACAAGUAUACAAACAGUAUCUUGUCUGCUCAUUUGAUUAUCCUAUAUUGUAUUUUUUUGGGCCCACAGUAAAUGUCUCACUAUUUUCAUGUGUUUAUGCAUUCGUUAAUAAUAAUGCUGAAAAUAAAACAAUUUGUAUGCAUUGUUUGGACUCAUGAUGUGUUGCUC